AUGGCAGACUUUCCCACCUUGAAGCCGGCAUUCACCAUGCAGGUCUUGAUCGACCCUCCAGUGAACGUAGGAAGUACAGCGAAGAACUGCAACUUCGUAGUCACGCCCAUGGUCGGCGGCACCGUCAAGAGCGAGCCUGGUUUCUUGCCCGCUUUCAACGGCCAGCUUGCUAGCAAUGGCAAUGAUUAUAUCCGCACCGACCCAGACGGUAAACGUCUACGGCUGGAUGCCCAUACUGUAGUCAAAACAGAUACGGGAGCUUCUGUGUAUAUCAAUUAUACCGGAGUCGUUGACUUGACUCCCGAGAUCAAUGCCAUUCUCACUGGCAGGGAAGAGGCAGCAAGCACCCAGUUUGGGAAUAUAUCCACUACCCUUAAGUUCGAGAGCGGAGACGCCGAUCAUGCGGCCCUCGAGAACGGUAUCUUCGUUGCCUCUGGUCGAUUCAUUUACGAGAAAGGUCAGAAGCCAAUUGUAGACUAUAAGGUCAGCCAGGUCUGUAAAGGUUGA
Messenger RNA from Trichophyton rubrum CBS 118892, 507 nucleotides. RefSeq lists its product as uncharacterized. NCBI's taxonomy places the organism in Eukaryota, Fungi, Ascomycota, Eurotiomycetes, Onygenales, Arthrodermataceae. Bases 1 to 507 code for a protein of 168 amino acids. The transcript has 8 exons. The record is from RefSeq and is a predicted model, not a curated record.